GGUUUAUUGUGUAAUCUGCUAGACUGCUGACUGCUAGAAUACAGGUUAUCAUAUUUUGCUUUCAGGACAUUUCUAAGGGUGUAGAUAGAGAGAGGAGUUAGAUUAUCCAGACUGGAGGAAAAAGUUUCUGCUCCUUCCUUUGAGAGCAGGAGCAUAGUGGCCCCUGAGGAUGAGGUCUGGCUGGUUAAAAGCUUUCCUCAUGGUCAUCGCUGUGGCUUCAGGUUUGGUUUACCUGAGCUCCAUAAAAGCAGAGCUGAGCACCCACUCAGAGAGGCUCCACAGGGCCCAACACAAUGAGUCCCUCAGGGGCCAGGGAAUGAUGAUGAUGAUGAUGAUGAUGAGGAGGAUGGAGAUGAUGGAGAAGGACAUCAACAGGCUGAUGAGUUUGAUGAAACACUAUGAAAAGAAGGAGCAGGGACUAGAUAAAGCAAAGAAGGAGAAGAAGCGGGGGAUGAAGCUGUUCCCAGACUCCCAUCUGUUCCGCAAGUGGGGCGACGAUCUGUCAGAGGAGGAGCAGAAGGAGGCAGAGGACUUGUUCCAGCGGUAUGGAUACAACGCCUUUCUCAGCGACCGGCUGCCGAUCAACCGAGAGAUUCCUGACACCAGACCUCCAAGAUGUGCAGAGAAGAGGUAUCCAGAGGAUCUUCCCUCCCUCACCGUGAUCUUGAUUUAUCUGGAUGAAGCCCUCUCUGUCAUUAAGAGAGCCAUCCGCAGCAUCAUUGAUAGAACCCCUCCUCGGCUGCUGCUCGAAAUCAUACUGGUGGAUGAUCACAGCUCCAAUGAUGAUUUAAUGGGCAAACUGGACGAGUACAUUAGCUCCAUCCAUGAGGAGCGCCCAGGCCUGGUGAAGAAAAUUCGUCACUCGGAGCAGCUGGGUCUAACCCAGGCCAGACUGUCAGGGUGGAAAGCAGCGGUUGGAGAUGUGGUGGCCAUCCUGGAUGCACACAUAGAGGUCCAUGUACAAUGGGCAGAGCCUCUUCUGGCUCGGAUUAAGGAGGACCGCACUGUGAUACUGACACCAGUUUUUGACAAAAUUAGCUUUGACGACUUGAUACCGAUUCCCUAUGGAACCAGUGCUCAUGGCUUUGACUGGGCCAUGUGGUGCAUGUACGAGGGCUUCAGACCUGAGUGGUACGCCUUGAGGGACGACUCCCAACCCGGCAA
Molecule: messenger RNA, 1164 nt
Organism: Cyprinodon tularosa
Lineage: Eukaryota; Metazoa; Chordata; Actinopteri; Cyprinodontiformes; Cyprinodontidae
Product: probable polypeptide N-acetylgalactosaminyltransferase 8
Exons: 5
Cellular component (GO): Golgi apparatus
Source: RefSeq, a predicted model, not a curated record